AUGGCCAAAUUCCCACCGCCCCCAGUCUCAACCAUAGACUGGUCCAACGUGGGCUUCAAAGUCCGCGAAGUCAAUGGCCACAUCGAAUGCAAAUUCACCCACUCCGGCUCAGCCCAAUGGUCCGCCCCUCAAUUCAUCACCUCACCCCACCUCUCCAUCCACGGCAUGGCCCCCGGCCUCAACUACGGCAACGCUCUACGCAUGGCACACUCCGCUGAAUACAUCUCCGCCCCUCCCGUCCCCCCAGAGUUGUUCACCGAGGCCGUCAACCUGGCCGUGGCGCUCAACGCAGAGUACGUCCCGCCCCACGAAACCGGCGCAGCGAUGUACAUCCGGCCUCUCCUCUUCGGGAGCUCCGCCCAACUAGGCCUGAAUCCGCCGGACGAGUACACCUUCUGCGUAUUCGUCAUGCCCACGGGCGUCUACACGGACUUCGACCGCGCCGCACCUGAGGGAACAGGCAGCGCGAAGAUCGGCGGGAACUAUGCUCCCGUACUACGACACUCCGAGAAAGCACGCAAUGCCGGCUUUGGCAUCACGCUACAUCUGGACAGCAAGACUCGAAGCGAGAUCGAUGAGUUUUCCACUUCUGGAUUCCUGGGCGUCAAAGUCAAUGGCGACAAAACCACAAUCGUAGUCCCCGACUCAAAGAACGUGAUCAAGUCCGUAACCUCAGAAUCAGCAUGCCAAAUCGCGCGGGAUGUCUUCGGAUACAAAGUCGAGCGACGACGGAUACCGUACGACGAACUCAAGGACUUCCAGGAAGUGAUGGCAUGCGGCACGGCGGCGAGUCUGGUGCCGAUCAAGAGCAUUACGAUGAAGAGUACGGGUGAUAAGUUUGAGUAUCCGGUGAACGAGGCGGGCGAUCCGGGGAAGGUGUGUGAGGAGUUGUUGCGGACGUUGAAGGGGAUGCAGAUGGGGAAAGUGGGGGAUAAGUUCAAGUGGUGCCAUACAGUGACUGAGGCGCCAGAGGGAUUUGGUGGGGAGCAGAACGGGAAGGUGAUGAAUGGAACAACGAACGGUGUGGAUCAGCUUCCUUAG
This is a messenger RNA of Cyphellophora attinorum, 1041 nucleotides long. RefSeq names its product putative branched-chain-amino-acid aminotransferase TOXF. The coding region runs from base 1 to 1041 and encodes 346 amino acids. The record is from RefSeq and is a predicted model, not a curated record. The transcript is spliced from 3 exons. Gene Ontology annotation, biological process: branched-chain amino acid metabolic process. Lineage: Eukaryota; Fungi; Ascomycota; Eurotiomycetes; Chaetothyriales; Cyphellophoraceae. Gene Ontology annotation, molecular function: branched-chain-amino-acid:2-oxoglutarate transaminase activity.